GAUUGGCAAAAACACACUGAGAGGGGAGGGGGCAGAGCCCGGAAGAGUGUGUUAAGUUUUGCUGAACUGACAUGAACCUGCUCCUUUCCACAGAGGAAGCAGAGGUGGGUUCAUGUGAAGAGCCUGGAGCGCAGUGGACAGUAGUUCCUGCAGCUGAACUGCAGUGAGUGCAUACACUGGACACAGAAUUUUCUGGGCCCUUUUUCAACACAGCCAUGGGUCAGUUAUUCUCUAAUACAGCUAAGAAUGAAGACAGUGGAGAUUUGGAGUCCAGCUUCACUAAAUAUUUUAAGAAGAUUAAGACAGAAAACAAGAUUAUUUCUCAGGAAACCAUUCAUUUAAUAGAAUUUCAUCUGAAAAGAGGAAACAUUCGGGAGGCACACUCUGUAAUCAGUGAUGCAUUAAAAAAUAUUGAUAACACCCCAAUCAACAUUGCUGUGACAGGAGAGUCUGGAGCAGGGAAGUCCAGCUUCAUCAAUGCCCUGAGGGGGGUUAGAGAUGAUGAGAAAGGUGCAGCUGAAGUUGGGGUAACAGAGACAACCAUGAAGAAAACCUCAUACAAACACCCCAAAAUUAAAACUUUGACUUUAUGGGACCUGCCUGGUAUUGGAACUAUGAAAUUUCCACCAAAAGAUUAUCUGGAGAAAGUGAAAUUCCAAGAAUAUGACUUCUUUGUUAUUGUUUCUGCCACACGUUUUACAAAACUUGAACUAGACCUUGCCAAAGCAAUCAGAUUCAUGAAAAAGAAUUACUACUUUGUGAGAACCAAGGUGGACAUGGAUUUACAAAAUGAAAAGAAAUGUAAACCAUGUGCCUUUGACAGAGAAAAUAUCCUGCGGCAGAUCCGAAGCGCCUAUGUGAAUUCUUUUUGUGACAAUAACAUGGAUGCACCACAGAUUUUCUUGAUUUCCAACCACAAUUUAUCUGACUAUGAUUUUCCAGUUCUGAUGGGCACCCUGAUUCAGGAUCUUCCUAAUCAAAAGCGCCACAAUUUUAUACUUUCCUUGCCUAAUAUCACGGAGGCAGCCAUUGACAGAAAGCACAAGUCUAUGCAGCAGAUUAUCUAUUUACAAACCUCCUUACUUGAAUUGUUCACUGUUCUUCAUAUACCAGGCAAGGAGUGCGACAAGGAGAAGCUGGAAGCAAGUUUAAACCACUAUCGAGUCCUCUUUGGAGUGGAUGAUACAUCCUUGGAAUUCAUUGCUAAGGAUUCCCAAGUGCCUGUUGAACAACUGAAAAAAAUCAUUAAAUCUCCUUAUUUGUUUGAAACUAAGAAUAGGGAAAGACAUGAAGAAAAGUUUGUCCAAUAUUUAGAGAAACUGUAUAAUGGUAAGCUCCUUGUUAUAGAUCCUGACAUUGAGAAAAUCUUUUACUUUCAACGGAUUUUCCUUGACACAGUGACUGAAGAUGCCAAAGUUCUCCUUAGAGAGACAUUGAAAAAACUAGUUCAAACUCAACCUAUCCACAGCCACUGACUGUGGCAAUAUGAAAUGGUUAAUACCAGGUAGUCAUCAGAUAAAUUCCUCCUCUAAUGUAUUUUCUUUACACUGGCCAAUCCAUUACCACCAUGAGAAAACCUAAGCAUAAGGGUCAUGUGUAUUAAUAUGUCAGAACAUGACAAUCACCAAUACCUCUUCAACUCUC
This is a messenger RNA of Peromyscus californicus insignis, 1644 nucleotides long. Its product is annotated as interferon-inducible GTPase 1-like. The coding region runs from base 216 to 1475 and encodes 419 amino acids. The record is from RefSeq and is a predicted model, not a curated record. Gene Ontology annotation, molecular function: GTPase activity; GTP binding. The transcript has 2 exons. Gene Ontology annotation, cellular component: endoplasmic reticulum membrane. Gene Ontology annotation, biological process: defense response; cellular response to interferon-beta. Lineage: Eukaryota; Metazoa; Chordata; Mammalia; Rodentia; Cricetidae.